This is a messenger RNA of Osmerus eperlanus (European smelt), 1672 nucleotides long. RefSeq names its product coiled-coil domain containing 32 (gene ccdc32). The record is from RefSeq and is a predicted model, not a curated record. Lineage: Eukaryota; Metazoa; Chordata; Actinopteri; Osmeriformes; Osmeridae. The transcript is spliced from 4 exons. The coding region runs from base 176 to 790 and encodes 204 amino acids. Gene Ontology annotation, biological process: cilium organization.
ACAAGCCAAUCAGAUUAGUCAUAACAAAGCCUAGCUCGGUACAGCCUCUCCCUUGAAGAACAUGACCAUGGACACACUUAGCUAGCAAGCUAGUUUAUAUAAUCAAAUCCUUUCUUUUCUGGAAUAAAUGUAAACGGCACUGGCUUGACAGAAAGGUGAAUCUGAGUGUACCACUAUGAUUGACGACUUCGAGAACAAGGAGGCUAGGUCCAGCGGGGAGCUGUGGUCUGAAAUCUGUUCGACUCUGCCUGACGUUGAGGAGGCAGGUCAAGGUGACGAGGCCCAAGCACAGUUCACAGACUCGUUCCAUCCCUCAUUGCGGAUCGGACCGCAGUCUAACGGUAUCUCUGCCGCGUCAUGGGAACCCAUGGAGGAUUCCGAUAUCUACAUUGCUAGUUUAGAGAACCGCCUGAAGAGACUGAAAGGCCAAUCCUCGGAGGUUACAUCCAGGGAGAUGCUGCGCUCCUUGUCACAGGCUAAGAAAGAGUGCUGGGACCGGUUCCUCCAUGACGCCCAGACCUCUGAGCUCUUCCAGGGGGGAGAAAUUGAUGGCAGUGCCCUGGAGCACCUGAAACGCUGGCUGCUGCCAGAGAAAGUUGCCAUUAGCGCUGAGGAGCUAGAGUUCCUUCUCCUGCCCUCCCACCGAGGAGAAAAUGGCACCUCAGAGCCAGAGACCAGCCCUGGUCCAGACACCACAGCACAGUCCCAUCAGGCCGAAGCCCAGGAGCAGGAGCAGGGGGAGGGCACCCGCAGAGUAAUGGAGGACGACUGCCCAACACCGGAGAAAUAGACUGGGAGGAAGAUGAUGAUGAAGGCUCUACUGGUUGGUGCUCAGACAUUUGAAUGCACAGGGACCACAAUGUAAUUGUUGUUAUGCAGGACUGUUGGGAAGCAGUGUGUAUUACCCUCAUCUCGAUGUUCAUGUGUCAUCUGUUUGUGGUUGAAUCAUUUUAGAAGUGAUUAUUUUGGACAUAUCAUUGCUAAACUUGCAUGACUGUUAGGUAUAUAGUGUUCAAAUGUUCAUUUUAAAACACCAUUACUUUAAUAAGGCUAAACUGUAAUUUUUGUUGUCAAACCAUAUGUAUUUUUAACCCUGCUGUAAUUAUUGUAGAUUAGUGAAAAUAGUUUCCGUUGAACCGAUAUGUACCUGCAUCGAACAAGUAGGAAGAGAUGGAAGGGUUUAAAACAAAACGAAAAAGGUAAGGAAACUAAGAAUACGUUUUGGCCAUAGUAUACAGUAGCCUACUUGGAAAAGCCCUCCUUUUGUAAUUUUUUCCUGUAAUUUCCUGCUCUACCCCAGAAAUAAUCAAAUUCUACUACACAACCCCGACGUUGCCGCUAGGAGGUAGCACUGAGAGUCAAAAAGGUGAAGCGACAAAGCACCUGUUGUGAAAUGCACUAGUAGCCUACUCUUGUAUUUUAAUAGAAGAGCAUUUUGGAGCUUGGAAGCUGUUGUACGCUUUCUUUCUGUGGUAAUGCUAAGACGCUAGCUAAUAAUAAUGCUCCUCGUGCUUAUCUUUGUUCAGUAACCUAUACUGUCAUCAUGAUAUAAUUGUAUUAUGUAAGAAAAUCUGAUAUGCCUUCAAUUUUGGUCUCCUGUCGGAUCUGGUUGUAGCUUUCUGUAGCUAUUCGAAAGUAAAAACAUUAUAAACACCUUUUGUUUCGUUCUUGU